This is a messenger RNA of Echinococcus granulosus, 264 nucleotides long. RefSeq lists its product as hypothetical. The transcript has 2 exons. NCBI's taxonomy places the organism in Eukaryota, Metazoa, Platyhelminthes, Cestoda, Cyclophyllidea, Taeniidae. The record is from RefSeq and is a predicted model, not a curated record. Bases 1 to 264 code for a protein of 87 amino acids.
AUGUAUCUAAACACGAAGGUGCGUGAAUUGGAUGCAGAUAGCAUAACCCGUUGGCUAAGUGGCGUCGCAGCCAGUGAAGAUAAUGACAUGAAAUCUGAAGGUGGUGAGGCAGCUGUUUUGGGAAUCGCUCCUUCUCUCUUCCAUGAUGGUGCCUCAGUCGAACUGCUGUCGCCACCUCCACCUCACCUUUUCUCCCUCCUUUUCCUCUACAUCUACGACCGUCACAGUGUCUCGUUAACUGCCAUCGCCUUUAAAAAUGAUUAA